Molecule: messenger RNA, 745 nt
Organism: Apaloderma vittatum (bar-tailed trogon)
Lineage: Eukaryota; Metazoa; Chordata; Aves; Trogoniformes; Trogonidae
Gene: ST3GAL4
Product: ST3 beta-galactoside alpha-2,3-sialyltransferase 4
Exons: 6
Biological process (GO): glycolipid biosynthetic process
Molecular function (GO): sialyltransferase activity
Source: RefSeq, a predicted model, not a curated record
GAGGGAAGAUCCUCGGGGUGCUGGCGCUCUUUCUGGUGAUGGUUUGGUACUCGAUCUCCCGGGAAGACAGCUUUUAUUUCCCUGUGCAAGAAAACAAGACGUGUCCCCUCGGGGAGGUUGAAAAAAAAGCGGCGCAGCUCAUCGGGAACUACACGAGGGACCACCCGCUCUUCUUGCAGCUGAAGGACUAUUUUUGGGUGAAGACGCCGUCGCUCUACGAGCUGCCCUAUGGCACCAAAGGAAGCGAAGACGUCCUCCUGCGCUUGCUGGCCAUCACCCACUACUCCCUGCCCGAGAGCAUCCAGNNGUCGUCAUCACGUACGUGCUCCGUCCCACCGACCCUUCCUCGGUGCCGCUCGCCAACGGGGUUGACCACUGUGAUGUGUCCCCCCCUCCCUCCAAGGUUGAACAACGCCCCGGUCCACGGUUACGAGCAGGACGUGGGCUCCAAGACCACCAUGCGCCUCUUCUACCCCGAGUCGGCCCACUUUGACCCCAGGACGGAGAACAACCCCGACACGUUGCUGGUGCUGGUGCCCUUCAAACCCGUGGACUUCCAAUGGAUGGAGGCCAUCCUCAACGACAAGAAUAGGGUUCGGAAAGGGUUUUGGAAACAGCCGCCGUUGAUCUGGGACGCCAACCCGGAGCAAGUGCGCGUCCUCAACCCUUACUACAUGGAAGUAACUGCUGCUAAACUGCUCAACCUCCCCAUGAAGCAACCACGGAAGGUCAAACAGGAAAGGGG